Molecule: messenger RNA, 2077 nt
Organism: Belonocnema kinseyi
Lineage: Eukaryota; Metazoa; Arthropoda; Insecta; Hymenoptera; Cynipidae
Gene: pck
Exons: 4
Coding region: 182-886 (234 amino acids)
Biological process (GO): septate junction assembly; regulation of tube size, open tracheal system
Cellular component (GO): membrane; septate junction
Source: RefSeq, a predicted model, not a curated record
UCUCACGGGAUACACAUGGAUUACAGUGGCGUAGCCACUAGGCACUAGCCACACACCCGUCAGCAAGGAAGAAGGGGACAAACACCAACGCAAAGCGUGGCAACGCCCUACGAUUUUCAUUAUAAAAAGGACAAGUCUUCAUUAAUUAAUUUAGCGAGUGUUCAUCAUUUUUACUACAAAAAUGUCGACCGAAAAAAUUGAAUAUCACAGAGCUUCAAAUGCAGUGGUUUUUGGAGGAAUAGUUACAUUCUUAGCAGGACUUCUACUAGUUAUGUCCUUUUCUAGCCCAUACUGGAUAGAAUCUUAUCACGAUUCGUUUAGUAAUUUUAAACACAGUGGAUUAUGGGAAUUCUGUUUCGAAAAUUUCCGAUUUCCCAACUAUCAAUUUGAUAAGGUGUUUGAUGGAUGCAAUCACAUAUUUUCUCAAGAAUAUUAUGUGCUCCGAGAAUGGCUAGUACCUGCAUGGCUCAUGGUAGUACAAACGUGCGUGACGCUUUCUUUACUCCUCUCGUUCUUUGGACAAAUGUUAAUAGGAAUGGUCAUGAUUCGAUAUCCUCUGAGAUUUGUUUUGCGAUACGAGUGGUUACUCUCUGGCACUGCAUGCGUAUGCGACAUUAUUUGUGGUGUUCUGAUGUUCUUGGCCAUAUUAGUAUACGGAUCAAGUUGUUGGAAACGAGAAUGGAUAAUGUACCCGAAUUAUAACCACUUGUCUUGGUCUUAUGCGCUGGCAGUUUUUUGCUCCUUCUUCCAUGUAGUAGGUGCUUUCUUUUUAUAUCUGGAUGCUCGCUCUGGUUACAAAGUACGUAAGGAAUCUCGUAAUUUAGUCAUGCAAAUGCAACCUAAUCCCCAAAGUCAUCAUGGCUUACACCGUAGCGGAUAUAUAUAAUUUAUAAACAUAUUUUUGCAACCAUGUAAAUAGCAGCCGUAUUUUUUCGAAAAAUAUGUUACUAUUUUACCAUAUACUCAUAAUUUGAGAUCUGAAGAGAAUGUAUGAAAUACUUGCAUAUGAUGUCUAAUUUGAAGAUUAGGAAUAACUUAGUAUUAAACGCACGUACAAUGAUAUUCCGUCCAAUUUUUAUGAGUGUUUCGUUGCAUAUCAUGUUUAAGAAAUUAAGAAAUUGUAUCUGAAACUCGUCUCGAUAACUUGCUUGUUAUGUUGGACAUUAUUUUUUUAUCGCGUGUGAAAAUAUUUAUACAUUUUGACCGUCCGCGAAGAAAGAGAACUAAUGCGGAAGAAAUAGAUUUUUAGGAUUUUAUACCAAUCUAAAGUUUUUUAUUUGCUCUGUUAUAAUAAAUAAUACUAUUCCUAUAUCGGAAAAAUCUAAAUUAUUUUCAAACUACAAAGUGAGGUUUUAUCAUGGACUUCCUGGGUUAGACCGCCUUUUCAAUCGCUCCUUCUUUAAAAUUGAAGCUAUCGCACAUUAGGUUCCAUUCCUCACGGAGGAUCACAUUGUUUAAAUACACUUUAAAGUCAAUUAAACAUUGUAUAAUUAAAAUAAUGUACGAGACUCUUCAGUCGUAUUAGUUUAACGUAAAGUGCACUUAUUUUUAACUGUAUUAGGUAUUUAGGAAUCAUCAAAAAUUCGAAAUUACUGAAAAAAGUGUUAUGUAACGUCAGUCCUUUACCGGAAGCACGAUUUUGCAUUAAUUUUUAGUUUCAAUACAGAAUUAAAAUGUGCUUCACAAAGUAUUGCAUGUUUUUAGAUCUCAUCCAUAUAACACUACUAUUCUUGCAGAUUUCUUCAACACAUUUAUGGAUGAUGAAAUUUUUCGUCAACAGUUGAUAUGAUCUGCAUUAGCAAUAAACUCAUGUUAUAAGAAUUCCAAGUGAACAAAAAAAUUAAGGAUGUCCUAGAGACUUCUUCUAGACAUCCCUAAGACGUCUUAUGGAACAUGUCUUUUAGGCAUCCUAGGGAUGCUCAUAAGACGUCUAAAGUCAACACGAAAUAUGUCCCGAGAACGCCCUAUGUCUUUAAGACGUAUUUAGGACAGUGGCCGGCAAACUUUUUGCUUAGUUUUCAGGUAUCGUCAGGCUCCACCCGACUUAAUUGUUUCUACUACUUUUCGGUCUAUAUAU